GUAUGAGGUUACUUGGAAUUUGACCUAUAGCGUAGCCAAUUAACCUUGUCGUUAGCAUUGUAUUGUACUGAUUGCCUUGGAAGCCCAGUUCUUCUCGCAUUCCACUACAGCCCUGUGAGACAUGAUCCAAAACAAUUUAAGACAAUCUACCUGACAUAUGCGUUCGUGACGUUUGAAGCAUCAAGUGUUUCGCAAAAAAAGCCAAGUGAGAGGAGAGAAAUGAGGAUAACAUCCAAUUUGAAUAAGAAUUUCCGCCUGCUUCAAGUCAAUAUUUUACCCUUUGCUUUAGGAAGAUGCUCACUCUCGUGGAUCUUUGUCCUGUGACGACAGUGAUGAGAUAAAAGCAGCCAAAGAGAGCACACUUACGAGACUGUCCCAUAUAUAUUUGCUCCAAAAGGUCCUGUUACUGUCUAAGUCCUUACGAAUGAAGCUAACAUCGUAUUCCUCCUCAAACUCAAGGCGUUCACCAACAUCGUCCUCAAUUUCCUUCAUGAGCAUCAUAUGUUUUCCAAACUAAGGAUUUAUAAACAUAACUGUUACGAGAUUUGUUGCGACAAUUAGUAAUGCGUCCGCGAGGGAUUGUCGGCCUUAAAUACGCUAAGCCUUUUGACUCAGUAUUAGUAGAAAUGUCAAACGAACACCUAGCCCGCCAAAUUGAUCUCAUUAACUCAAGAUUUGCUGUUGAGCAGACACUGGCUAAUUACGUCAGGAGGGUGGAUGAACGUGCAGCAGUCGAAUUGUCAGAAUUGUUUACAGAGGACAGUGUCACUCAACUGUAUGUGAAUGAGAAUGGCACAGACGUAGCUUUCAGACCACCCCUGAUAGGUAGACAAGGUGUCAUUAGCGCGGUACACAAGCAAAUGAACAAGCAAUGGAAGGGCAAAUGGGGUCACCAUUCUACCUCAAACAUUCUUAUUGAUAUCGACUUGGAAACUCGCACUGCUAAAAUAGAUGCUCAAUUGGUAGUCCUCAAAUCUCUUCAAGCACCACCUCCAGAGAACGUGGAAGAAGGAAGUAUCUUGUUCUUGGGUACAGUUGAAAAUGUGAAUUCCGGCUACUACAAGUCCAGGCUUCGCGAAAUCGAGCCAGGGGUCUGGAAAUUCUACGAACACGGUGUUGUCCUGGAUUUGAGUCCUCAUUACACGUUUAAAUAAUUGUAAAUACAGAUGCAAUCACAUUACAAGUCAACAUAUUCAGUACAAACUACGUAUCGGAGCGACAUAAAUUAUGCGGACAACUCACCGUUUCCGUGACGUCGCUUGAUUGCGUCAAAUUAGGUACGUGACAGGUGUUCUUAUCAGAAGUAUGGUGUCAGGAUAAUUAAGCUGAUUAAUAUAAGCGGUUUUAAUUGUAGUCACUCGUUAGCUCCGUGUUUUCAGUCAGACAAAAGCUGCAAGUAUGCUAAGUGGUUGACUUCUGUGUUAUUCUAUAGGGAGAAAGGUUUCAUUUGGACUGUUGUAAAAUUAGAUGAGUAAUAUGUCUAUCAUUUUCCUUCAGACCACGAAAAUGUAAUGUAACUCAGGUGAAGUCAUUAGCCAAGAACUGGAUAGAUCUUUACCGAGAAUCGUUUAUUGCAAACGUCACAUUGAAACUUCCGAGUGGAUUCUCCGACGGAUGAAAUUUUAAUAAUUUGAUUACUUGGUAUUUACUCUCGAAUUGUAAGAGAAUUCGAGGAGCUUGGUGGCUAUUUCCAUCUUUUGAAGCAAGAGAGGCACUUGAAAACUUAUAAAUAUUAUACAACUCGAACUAUAUAUACAAAUGAUCUCAUCGUGUCUUUCGUACAUCCUUUGGGCCGCUAACAGGUAGCAGAGUGUUUAAGUAAAACCCUCUCUGUUAGAAAAACCUUGCUACACUUACUGCAGAUAAAAUCGGGCUUCUUUCCGUGUCUAUUAACUUCGUGUCGCAAUCUGUCGUGCGUUCUUGAAAAAUUGACACCACAGUUGUAAGAGCAAGGGUAUGAAGGUGUAGGCUUGCAAUUAUGGGAGUUCAUGUGUAACCUGAAUGUAUAUUCCUUCUUCAUUUGUCUUCCGCAUCCACUGACUGGACAGGUCCAAGGUCUGCCUUUCCCCUUCCUGUAAACUGUUCGUUAGAAACGCAUUUAGGUUUAUUGUACCCUACGCUUCGAUCAUGGGGAACUCGGGCGACUUUGGAGGUGUCAAAACGUUCUGGUCGCCGGCGAAGUCAUUAAGUGCUGUGUCCAGCUCUGUAGUCUAUCAGUGCAUCGAUUAGACCAUGCUGGCCGAUAAAGAAAAACACCUACCGUCUGCUCUUUAAAGCCAGACCCAUCUAAAUAAUCCUGUAGUAUUUUACUAAAAUCUAUUGAACUAUCCAGUCCUAAAUUAGCUUCGCGAUAUCGUCAUCAAAUUAGAUCAUGAUAGGAAGUAGUUGCCUCAC
Molecule: messenger RNA, 2394 nt
Organism: Wallemia mellicola CBS 633.66
Lineage: Eukaryota; Fungi; Basidiomycota; Wallemiomycetes; Wallemiales; Wallemiaceae
Exons: 2
Coding region: 564-1154 (196 amino acids)
Source: RefSeq, a predicted model, not a curated record